AUGGCUCCCUUUUACAACAAUGCCAGCACUGCGCCUGCGCACCAGGCGAAUUCAACAGCACCCGUGGCUUCCGGAGCCGCAGCGCCGCCCCAGUAUGCGGAAUUCGAAGUCAGCAAAUCAGGUGCCAAUCCGGCAGACGCCGAUUCACUCCCCGCGAUGCCCAGCUGGGAGGGUGCAGGCUCGAAGAAGGUGGCUCUUGAGGAGGAGGUGGAGCUCGAGCAGAUGAACAAGCCGGCGGCAUCACCAAAUCCGAAUGGACAGAACAUGCCUCUUAUGGCACCCAACGCAAUGUCCCACCCGAACAGCCCCAUGCCGGGUGACAGGAGCCCUUAUGGCCAAAAUCCCCAGGCUGGUCCCAGCGGUUACUUCACCAACGCCAACCAGCCUGCGGGUCCCUACGAAAUGGCAGGUAACGGCUACAGCGAUGGAGCGUACGGACAGUCAGCGUCUUCUUUCGGCGUAGACCAAGGAUAUGGAAAUGGGGCCAUGGCUGCCGGAGGUAUGGCGAUGCAGGGCAGAGGUACACCUCACCAAGAGUUCAACAACAAUGGCUACGGGCCCCAGAGAGGUCAGACGUACCCCCGUCCUCAGCAAGAGUUUGAUCAGGGCUUCGGCAACAGCUACGAGCAGGGAGGCUAUGGCAUGGGCCGUCCUCCUCGAAAUGGCCCCAGCCCGGCACCGAUACCCCGAAGCUUCACAGCACCACCUCGCGAUGGACCCAGUCCCGCCCCAGCUGGAUAUCGCCGCUCUCCUGGUCCUCAAGCCGGCGGUUACCGCGGCCCUCCACCCCCUCCCAGCGACUACCGGCGAUCUCCCGCGCCUCAAAACGAUUAUGGCUUUGACCAGAAAAAUCAGCAAGGCCAGUUCCUCAAUGAGAACUACGGUCGUCCUCAGUACGGAGCAAACUCGCGUCAACCCUCUUCAGAAUCGACUCGUCCUCUUGCUCCUCAGCGCAGCUACACUGGCGACCAAAGUAUGGCAUCUCCGGAUCUGCAUGACUCUGGCGGCUUUGACUUCAGCUCUGGCUACAGUCGUCCGCAACAAUACAACUACAACCGCGGUCCGAGCGGUGGCAACCAACAUAUCGAGGACGAAGACGAACAGCGGCCCCCGCAAAGCAGUGGCGGCACCUACCCAGGAUACAAGGCGUACCAGCCGACAAAGGAUGGCUGGAGUGGCGUCUGA
Messenger RNA from Colletotrichum fioriniae, 1185 nucleotides. RefSeq lists its product as uncharacterized. The record is from RefSeq and is a predicted model, not a curated record. NCBI's taxonomy places the organism in Eukaryota, Fungi, Ascomycota, Sordariomycetes, Glomerellales, Glomerellaceae.